This is a messenger RNA of Fomitopsis serialis, 1332 nucleotides long. Its product is annotated as DUF455-domain-containing protein. Lineage: Eukaryota; Fungi; Basidiomycota; Agaricomycetes; Polyporales; Fomitopsidaceae. Gene Ontology annotation, molecular function: 2 iron, 2 sulfur cluster binding. The record is from RefSeq and is a predicted model, not a curated record. The transcript is spliced from 8 exons. The coding region runs from base 1 to 1332 and encodes 443 amino acids.
AUGCGAUCCGAGUCCGACAAAGAAAUUCUGGUGUCUUCCCUAGACCAACUCCUAUCGCACUCAAGAUUUUUCCUCAAUCUCCGUUCCGCCGAAGGAGAAUACCAUUCAUUGAUACUAUUCCGACUUUCCGACAACUCUGCUCAGGAAAAUGAAAUUGCACAACCGAAAGCAAUCGACUGCAAACAGCAGAUCUACGCCAUGGAGGCGACAUGCCCUCACCUCGGCGCAGACAUGUCACACGCGGAGAUAGAGGAGUGCGAUACCGGACUAGUCGCUGUUUGCCCGUGGCAUAGAUACGAUUUCGAUCUUCGCACCGGCGCCAGCGAGACAGGCCUGAAGGCGUGCACCUACGCAGUCAAUGUGCGCCGAGACGACAGCGGGGACGAGGCCGUUUGGGUCGAAACUCCUGAAAAUGGUACAAAGUGGCGGCUCGUUGAGCUGAGGCCCGUCUCAGAAGAAUUUGCGGAUCCGCCUCCGCCACCGGAUAUUUCACACAUGACUAUAUCGGACAACAGUCCGGUGAUCGAAGACAGCGUAGUGCCGGGUGAAGGUGCCCCGUCCACGCUGAUGCAAUGGGCGGUUCUCAUCCUGAACACGCCGAACCCGAAGCUCAAGGUCGAGCGCACUCGGCACGCUGUACACCUCUUCCGUACUGGCCAACUGAAGACCAUCGGCCACCGGUCAUCCAGUGCGCCCAGACCGCCAGACAUUCCGCCACGAGAGGACGCCUUUGCACGCAAUACAGUUGAUCCAGGCAAGGUAGGCAAACGCAAGAACCGGGCAGUGAUGCUACAUGCACUUGCAAAUAUUGAACAGUGGGCCUGGGACAUUAUGGCCAGAUAUGGGCCAGAACAUCCCGAUCUACCGCCUGCGUUCUUCUCCGACUUCGCCAAAAUGGCGCUCGACGAAUCAAAGCACUUCUCCCUUUUGACAUCCCGUCUCGCCGCCCUCUCUCCCACUACACCGUACGGCUCACUACCCGUACACGCCUCCCUGUGGGAAUCGGCUCGUGUCACAUCCAAUUCUCUGCGCGCGCGGCUUGCCAUCAUCCACCUAGUACACGAGGCACGCGGACUCGACGUCAACCCCGGGACAAUUGAGAAGUUCCGCCGUGCGGGCGACUCAGACAGCGUCGACGUGCUAAACAUAGUCCACCGGGACGAGGUGACACAUCAGGGCGUUGAUCCGCGCUGCUGGCGGGGCGAGGUCAAGGGUCCGUUCAAUGUCGAGGAUAGAGAGAAGGCAGGUAUGACGAGGGAGUUCUUCGAAAAUCUGAAGGGCGAGAUGCCGUCGGAUUGGGGUCAGCAGAGUCCGGAGAAGACGACAACUUGA